This is a messenger RNA of Clarias gariepinus (North African catfish), 1032 nucleotides long. Its product is annotated as trace amine-associated receptor 1-like. Gene Ontology annotation, cellular component: membrane. Gene Ontology annotation, molecular function: trace-amine receptor activity. Gene Ontology annotation, biological process: adenylate cyclase-activating adrenergic receptor signaling pathway. The record is from RefSeq and is a predicted model, not a curated record. The coding region runs from base 1 to 1032 and encodes 343 amino acids. Lineage: Eukaryota; Metazoa; Chordata; Actinopteri; Siluriformes; Clariidae. The transcript has a single exon.
AUGGAUUUUAAAAUGAACUCAAACCAAACUCUGACACUGGACAUAAUUCCUGUUUGCUAUGAAUUUUUAAACAAUUCUUGUGUAAAAUUCACAUACCCUCUUUUUAUCAGAGUGUCAAUUUACAUGUUUUUCAGCUUGGUGGUGAUUUUGACAGUAUUUGGAAACUUUUUUGUCAUCUUGAGCAUCGUUCAUUUUAAACAGCUCCACAUACCAACAAAUUAUCUUGUCCUGUCUCUGGCUGUAACAGAUCUGUUGUUAGGAGGAUUUGUUAUGCCUCCAAGCAUAAUCCGAUCUGUAGAAACUUGCUGGUAUUUGGGGACAUUAUUCUGUAAAAUUCACUUUAGUGUUAGUAUCACAUUGUGUACUGCAUCCAUUAUAAACCUGUGCUUUAUAGCUGUAGAUCGAUAUAUUGCUGUGUGUCAGCCCUUGUUAUAUCGGACCAUAAUUACACCUUACAUCACAUUGGUUAUGAUUUCUAUUUGCUGGAGUGUUUCAUUUACUGUUGGAUUUGGAGUAAUAUUUCUUGGUCUUAACAUGCUGGGUAUUGAGGAUUUUAAUAACAAAAAUGUUGCCUGUGAAGGUGGUUGUGUUAUGUUCCAAAGUCCUGCCUCCAGCACAACUUCCUCUUUGCUCUCCUUUUAUUUCCCAGGUAUCAUCAUGCUCAGCAUUUAUACUAAAAUAUUUCGAGUUGCCCAAAAACAAGCCAAACUAAUUCAUGACUCAAAAAAUAAAACACAGUCGAUGAUAAGCAAAGAGGAGAAAAAGGCAACAAAAACUCUGGCGGUGGUUUUGGGAGUGUUUCUCUCACUUUGGACUCCAUUCUUUUUUUGCAAUAUCAUUGAUCCAUUUAUUGGUUAUUUGAUUUCUCCUACAUUGUUUGAUAUGCUGGUUUGGAUUGGAUAUUUAAAUUCUACCUGUAAUCCCAUGGUAUAUGCUUUUUUCUACAAGUGGUUUAGAAAAGCACUGAAGACUGUUUUAUCUGGGAAAAUAUUUCAGUCAGGUUCUUCAAGGAUGAAUCUAUUUUCACACUGA